This is a messenger RNA of Ordospora colligata OC4, 1740 nucleotides long. RefSeq names its product DNA repair flap endonuclease. Bases 1 to 1740 code for a protein of 579 amino acids. Gene Ontology annotation, biological process: nucleotide-excision repair. The record is from RefSeq and is a predicted model, not a curated record. The transcript has a single exon. Gene Ontology annotation, cellular component: nucleus. Gene Ontology annotation, molecular function: DNA endonuclease activity; single-stranded DNA binding. Lineage: Eukaryota; Fungi; Microsporidia; Ordosporidae.
AUGGGCGUAAGGUCGCUGUGGAAAAUCAUCCAGCGUUCUGGAGAGAAAGUUGUGCCUUCAAAUAUGAGGCUUGCUGUGGACACAAGCAUCUGGCUUGGUGCAUAUUGGCAUCUCAGGAAUGAGGAUGUGAUUUAUUUUUUUUCGAUGCGAGUGGUGAAGUUGCUGUAUCAUGGAAUACAGCCUGUGUUUGUUUUUGAUGGUAAUGCACCAGAAGUCAAGCGGCAAGCACUCAGAGAAAGACAGGGUACAAUUGAUGAUUCUGUUAAAUACCUUGAGAUGAAGCUUAUAGAUAAAGAAGGCCAAGAGCUAGCGUUUGAUCCAAAUAACAUUUUUGAUGAAAAAUAUAUGGAGAAAUGGGGAGAUGCGUUUGAUGAUAUGCCUGAUGAUGUGUCAGAAGAGUUGAAUUGUAAAAAUGAAGCAAUGACAUUCAGUAAUACUUCUGAUGAAUAUGAUCAAAUACCUGGCAGAUAUGAUGAUAUAAAUGAUAAGAUGACAAGUAGUGACAGUGAGUCAGAGAUAGAUUUUGGAUUUGUUGAGUCGAAGGAGAUUUCCAGAAUGCAGAAGUUGAGGAGGCUGGUUGAUCUUCGAGUUAACAGGCGGAAGAUACGAACAAAAAAAGAUUAUGGAAGCAUGGAAGUGUUUUCUGCACAACAGAUCAAGAAUCUGAAAAAGAGAAACUUUAUAAGUCAAAGUAUAAGGAAUAUGGAGGUAAACCAAGCCAAGAUUGUUCAAAGUGACUGUAAGGUUGUUUAUGGAUUGACUAAGAAAGUACGAUAUGGCACCAUUGACAAUAAAGAAGAGAAAGCCAGUGCGGAAGAAAUCAAGUAUAACCAAUUAUGCAGCAUUGAUGCGCAUGAAGUAGACGAAUGGAUUGACUCUGAUACAGAAAUGCAUAAGGAUCACGAAGAGAAGCAUCACGAUGCUGGACAUAUCGAAUCUGGAUUGAUUAUUAAUGAGCUGACGAGCAGACAUGGAUAUUUUGAUAAUGUAUCAUUUGAAGAAAGCAUUCAGAAAGUAGAUGGCUUGUUAAGCAUACAAAAGGAUAAAGUAAAUGAGAUGAUAGUCAAAUGCAAAGGCGAAAGAAGCAUGGGAGGAUUUUUUGCAGAUUCUGAAUUUGGAGAUCACGAGAAAUUGCAGGACUUCAGAAAGGUUUUGAAGCCAAUAGGAUGCUCUGAUCGAAUAAUUCAUCUGCAUAAAAUGAACAGGGUAAUUGAACAGGUCAAAAAGGUACUUUUGGAGUUCAACAUUGCGUAUGUUGACUCUCCAAUGGAGUCUGAUUCGCAGUGUGGAUUCAUGUCAUUGAGCAACAUGGUUGAUGGGGUGAUAACUGAGGACAACGAUGUUCUCCUUUAUGGCGGGGUUGUUUUCAGGCACUUCUUCAGGAAAAACAGAGAUAUUGAGCGAUACAGUUUGGAUCGAAUUGAACAAAAAGUUGGCCUUAAUAGAAAGGAGUUAGUGAUGCUAUCUUAUCUACUUGGAAGUGAUUAUACGCCUGGAAUAAAGGGAUUUGGGCCUGUGAAGGCAUUGGAAUGUGUAAGGAAUGAUGGUGUUGAUGAAGAGAAGAUAGCGAUGCUACUUGGAAUGUAUUUGAAUCCGAUAGCAGCCAGCUCUGUAGAGAUCACCAGGCCUAAGGUUGAUUUGAAGCGCCUUGAGAAAUUUUAUGAGCAGAAUGGGGUUACAAGAGAACGAAUAGAUGAGAUUUUGUUCUUUCUCCGUAAUAAAAGAUGGGUUUAUGAUUAA